This is a messenger RNA of Solanum verrucosum, 699 nucleotides long. RefSeq lists its product as uncharacterized. The coding region runs from base 1 to 699 and encodes 232 amino acids. Lineage: Eukaryota; Viridiplantae; Streptophyta; Magnoliopsida; Solanales; Solanaceae. The transcript has 2 exons. The record is from RefSeq and is a predicted model, not a curated record.
AUGGGCAUUGUAUGGCAGUCACUACUCGAGGGGGGUAAGAAGACCAUUGAUCCACGGAUGCUGUCUGGGGUUGAAGUUCAGGUUAGUAGAGAUGAUGAUGUGAUUGAGGUACAUGAGGAGCCUGAGAAUGCAAUAGAGAAGGAAGCGGAGAUAACUCAGAAAGUUGUUCCCAUGCCUAGACCUCCACCUCCCUUCCCACAGAAGUUAGUGAAGAAGACUGAAGAAGGCAAAUACCGCAAGUUUAUUAGUAUGUUGAAGCAGCUUUCCAUCAAUGUGCCGUUGAUUGAAGCUUUGGAGCAAAUGCUUGGGUAUGCGAAGUUUAUAAAGGAUUUGGUUACUAAAAAGCAGGCCAAGAAGGAAGAUCCUGGGGCUUUCACUAUUCCUUGUACCAUUGGGUUGCUACAUUUUGCAAAGGCAUUGUGCGAUUUGGGUGCUAGUAUCAAUUUGAUCCCAUUGUCUAUUUACAAGAAGCUAGGUUUAGGAGACCCAAAAUCAACUUCGAUGCGACUGUUUAUGGCCGAUAGAACUGUCAAGAAGCUCAUCGGUGUGCUCCAAGAUGUACUAGUGAAAGUGAAGUCUCUUAUCUUUCCGGCGGAUUUUGUGAUACUUGAUUGUGAUGUUGAUUUUGAGGUUCCCAUUAUCCUUGGGAGACCUUUCCUAGCCACUGGGCGCGCCUUGGUUGAUAUGGAGAAAGGGUAG